Messenger RNA from Penicillium chermesinum, 1497 nucleotides. Its product is annotated as WD40 repeat domain-containing protein. Lineage: Eukaryota; Fungi; Ascomycota; Eurotiomycetes; Eurotiales; Aspergillaceae. The transcript is spliced from 4 exons. Gene Ontology annotation, biological process: ribosomal large subunit assembly. The coding region runs from base 1 to 1497 and encodes 498 amino acids. The record is from RefSeq and is a predicted model, not a curated record. Gene Ontology annotation, molecular function: protein binding. Gene Ontology annotation, cellular component: nucleolus.
AUGAGUACCCAGUUCCCUCCCCCGAGCAAGCGCCAGAAGCUUGCCCAGAGUGAAAAGGCUCGCGAACAACAAGAAAUCCAGAGUAUCCCUAGCGAUCUUGGCCAUGUGAGGGUUCAGUUUGUCGAUCAAAGCACUGGCGACGCAACUGGGCCAGCCGUCUCGGUGCCGGUAGCCGAUGCCAAUGUGAAAAACCUGGAGACGCUUCUGAACACCCUCAAGGGAAACGAAGAGGACGAGCGAGUACCGUACCGCUUCACGUAUCAGUCUGAAAAAGAAGGUCAAACAAUUGACAUCCUCGCCGACGUAUACCACUCUCUUCUCCAACCCGGGGUGAAGACCACCGAAGACACGAUUUCCCUUUAUUUCACACCCCAGGCCGUUUUCCGAGUCAAGGCUGUUUCUCGGUGCGCCGCCUCGAUCGCCGGACAUGGCGAGGCGAUCCUUGUCACCUCCUUCUCACCCGUUUCCUCAUCGACGAUGGUAUCUGGUAGCGGCGACGCUACCGCCCGUAUCUGGGACUGCGAUACUGGUACGCCAUUGCACACUCUCAAGGGCCAUACGAGCUGGGUCCUCGCUGUGGCCUACUCACCCAACGGGGCCAUGAUCGCCACCGGAAGCAUGGACAAUUCGGUGCGAAUUUGGGACCCUAAGAAAGGACAAGCAUUGGGCGGCCCGCUCAAAGGCCAUUCCAAGUGGAUCACCAACAUGGCUUGGGAGCCAUACCACUUGCAGGAAUCCGGACAUCCUCGCCUGGCAUCGGCCUCGAAAGACUCGACCGUUCGCAUUUGGGAUGUAGUGUCUAGACAUACCGAUCAUGUCCUCUCCGGCCACAAGAGCUCUGUCACCUGUACAAUCAAGAUCUGGAACCCGAAAGAUGGAACUCUCCUUCAAACUCUGGCUGCGCAUGCCCACCGUGUGAACCACCUUGCGCUGUCAACAGACUUCGUGCUGCGAACAGCGUACCACGACCACACUCGGAAAGUGCCAGAGGGCGAAGCAGAGAAGGUCGCUGCCGCACGGAAACGAUUCGAACAGGCUGCCACGGUCAAUGGCAAGAUUGUUGAACGGCUUGUAUCCGCCAGUGAUGAUUUCACCAUGUAUCUGUGGGAGCCGUCGACAUCUUCCAAGCCCGUGGCUCGGCUGCUGGGCCACCAGAAAGAAGUCAAUUACGUGACCUUUUCCCCUGAUAUGUCCCUCAUUGCAUCCGCCGGAUUUGACAACCACGUUAAGCUGUGGAACGGGCGCGAUGGAAAAUUUAUUACAACUUUCCGGGGUCACGUCGGCGCUGUCUAUCAAUGCUGCUUCUCCGCCGACUCCCGACAAUUGGUGUCAUCUUCCAAAGACACAACCCUCAAGAUUUGGGAUAUCCGGACGCAGAAACUUAAAAUGGAUCUCCCUGGCCACCGAGAUGAGGUCUUUGCCGUGGAUUGGGCGCCUGACGGCGAGAAGGUCUGCAGCGGUGGCAAAGAUAAAGUAGUGAAACUUUGGAGGAAUUAG